AUGUUAGUUGAACGAAAGACCUCCAAAACCUCCCUGGGCUACAUCUCCACCCCUCUGGUCGUGCCCGGCAGGAAGAGACCAAACCCGGCCAGCCUCCGCCCCUCCCCGAGGCCUCUGGUUCUGGUCACCAAGCCUCCAGAGGAACCUGUUCCCAGACCCACGGCCGAGCAGCGGACCACGACCCCGGGGCCCGACGAGACCACACCAGCGCACGGGCCGUCGCUGUCGAGCCGGACCCCCAGCUGCUACUGUGGCCUUCUCAUCCUGCUCCAGGGCCAUCGAGGGACGUCUGGAGCCCAGGGCACGCCCACCGUGCACGGCUCGGAAGACGGGCUUCUGCCUCCCCCCCUCAGACCCUUGAGAGAGCCGAUGAGCACGCAGCCCACCGGCUCUCAGGCAUAUGCAGGGCAGCCUGCGGCACACACUACUCCGGUGCGACACAACGGCCUGGCGCCACGGUUUGGCAACGCCACCACCACACCCACCACUACCCAGCAUGCCUCAGGGCUGGAUCUGACUUCCAACUCAGAUUUGACACGCGAGCGCGACCUGAGCCCAGGCACUAAGAAUACAGAUGCAUUACACAUUCCCAUCAUGGAGGAUGCUUCAGGUUCAGAGGUGGAGCUGCACUCUGCUUGGGGAUCAGAAACAGCGGCCAGUGUUAACCCCCACAGGAGUGCGCUCGUGGACCACGAGCAGUACGACAGUUUAGCCAUCGAAACAACCGAGGAUCUGGGAUCGGACCCGGCGUCAACGCUAGCUCGCCUAUUGCUGGCCCAGAUAGAGGCUUGGAUUCCUGGGGAGAGAAAUCCAUGCUCCCCUGGAGUGGGCCACCACAACGGCAACACCCCAACGAAAAACAGACGCCGCGCUCGCAAACCUCUCAAAGCCAACGGGUGGUCCGACCUCAGCGGGGUCAAAGCCCAUCUGGGCGGUCCUCGGCGGCAGCGGCGAUGGCGAUGCGCCGGUCUCGCCCGCGCCCCCCGUAGGCGCCGACUUCCCCCAGCGUUUGACGAUGACAAGAGAUCCGCCGGCGGCCUCUCUCCCAGCGCCCCUCUGGGCCCCGUCCUCUCCCUCCCCCUCGCCUCCGUCUGUCGCGGCCCGCCCCUGGACUCCAAGGGCCUGUUCUACAGGGUAUCUUUCGUGGUGGAGGACGAGGACUCUGAACUGGAUCAGGGCGAUCUGGAGCUAUCGGUCCUGCAGUGGCUGAACGAAACGUUUGAGAGCUGGAGCGAUGGUGUCUACAUAGAUUACUUAAGUGUACUGGCAGCCUCAAAGCAGAGAACUUCCAGCUACACCCUCCAGGCCCUGCUGGUGUACAGCCACAGCACCAACGACAGCCUGGGGGAGGCGCUGGUCUCCUCCCGGCUGUCCAGCAGCGGCGGGUCCAUGGGCCGGGGGCUGCAGCUCCAGACUGACAGCAUCCAGGUCAAGGCCAUCGAGCACUGUCCGGAGGAGAGUCCUCUCCACUACCGCUGGCCCAAGACCCGGCCCACCACCACCCAGCAUCUGCCCUGCUUCCCCAACAAGGAGGUCAAGACGUCCAGGACCUGUAUGAUCAGCUCUCAGAACCUGUCGUCCUAUUGGUCCCCCCCAGACCUCAGCAACUGUACCGACAUUGAUAACAUCGAGCUGUCAGCAGAGAAUGCAGCGGAGGUGGCGGUGCAACUGGCUGACAUCACAAACAAUGCGCUGUCCGAUGAAGAGGUGUCUAAGGUGGUGACGAAGGUGAAGGAGCUGGUGAACCUAGUGAAGGUCAACUUCACGCUGGCCUCCACUGUGGUCACCAUCAUCUCCAACAUCAUGACGGGCUCAGAGAGCAUGCCGGCCGCCGCCUCCGAGAAGGUGCUGAGGACAGUGGAUGACCUGGUCCAGAAGAUAGAGUUUGAGGGUCCGUCUGUCAUGAUCUCCUCCAGACACCUGGCGGUGGCAGUCUCAGCUCUGAACGCCAGCAGCUACAAUGGGACCUCCUUCAGCGCCUCCAUCCCCCCCAACAACACAGACCCCCAGAUCAACUUUGAGACGGACAGCGGUCAUCCUCUUGCCCAGGUGACCCUCCCUGCAUCCCUGCUGACCAGUGACAGCCUGUCUGAGGCGGAGCGAGACACAGUCGACAGGAUCAACUUCAUGUUCUUCAGCAAGAACAACUUCUUCCAGGGGGAGCAGGACGGUCUCUCUCUGAACAGCUACGUGGUGGCGAGCAGCGUGGGAAACCAGUCCAUCAGCAACCUGCCGGAGCCCAUAGAAAUACACAUCACACACCUGUUCUACCAGCCCUCCCCGAACCCAGUGUGCAUGUUCUGGGAUUUCACCAUGAAAGAUGGGGACGGAGGCUGGAACAGAGAGGGCUGCAGGGUUUCCCCAUUGUCCAAUCACAACAAGACUGUCUGCUUGUGUGACCAUCUCACACACUUUGGCAUCCUCAUGGACAUCUCCGGAGCCGCGCCCCAGAUCGACCAGAGGAACACCAAGAUCCUGACCUUCAUCACCUACAUCGGCUGCGGCGUGUCGGCCAUCUUCUCAGCGGCCACCCUGCUCACCUACAUCGCCUUCGAGAAGCUGCGUCGCGACUACCCUUCCAAGAUCCUGAUGAACCUCAGCACUUCCCUGUUGUUCCUCAACAUGGUGUUCCUAUUGGACGGCUGGCUUGCCAGCAUGGACGCUGAUUGGCUGUGCGUCUCGGUGGCCGUGUUCCUGCACUACUUCCUGCUGACCACCUUCACCUGGAUGGGCCUGGAGUCUAUCCACAUGUACAUCGCUCUGGUGAAGGUGUUCAACACGUACAUACGCCGAUACAUCCUCAAGUUCUGCCUCGUGGGAUGGGGUCUUCCGGCGGUGCUGGUGAGUGUGGUGGUGGCAGUGGACAGGAAGUCGUACGGCAGGCAGGAGUACGGCAGAGGAAGUCCAGGAGAGGAGACGCAGGGGUCCUCAGAGUUCUGCUGGAUCCAGAGCCCGGUGGUGUUCUACAUCACGUGCGUGGGCUACUUCUGCCUGGUGUUCCUGAUGAACGUGGCCAUGUUUGUGGUCGUCAUGCAGCAGAUCUGCGGCCGCAACGGCAAGCGCAGCAACCGCACGCUGAGGGAGGAGGUUCUGCGUAACCUGCGGAGCGUCAUCAGCCUGACCUUCCUGCUUGGUAUGACCUGGGGCUUCGCGCUGUUCGCCUGGGGCCCCGUCAACGUGGCCUUCAUGUACCUUUUCGCCAUCUUCAACUCUCUACAAGGUCUGUUCAUCUUUGUGUUCCACUGUGCACUCAAAGAAAACGUCCAGAAGCAAUGGAGACGAUACCUCUGCUGUGGCAAACUCAGACUGGCAGACAACUCAGACUGGAGCAAGACGCCCACUAACAACACAAAGAAAGUGAGCUCGGAAAACCUGGGGAAGUCUCUGUCCUCCAGCUCCUUCAGCUCCACCACCGCCACCUGGACCUCCAAGGCCAAGGCAACCCUCUACCCCUUCAACAAGAGACACAGCAACACAGGUAAAGGUUUCUACAACCAGGCUAGCCCCAAGUGUGCGUCCUCCUGCUCCUCAUCCUCCGAGCCGGAGACACCCCCCUCGUCCUCCUCCAACUCCAUCCUGCCCGUCAGCCAGAUGAUAGACAAGGUCAAAGGUUACUGCUCUACUCGCUCAGACAACUUCUACAAGAACAUCAUCCUGUCUGACAGCUUCAGCAACAGCACCAAGUUCUGAAGCUUUUGCAAGACUCUCUCUCUCUCUCUCACUCUCACUCUCACUCUCACUCUCACUCUCACUCUCACUCUCACUCUCACUCUCACUCACUCUCAUUCUCUGACCUUGUUUAAUCCUGUGUACCAAUCCUGAGGUUCCGCAAAACAGUCUCAGAAUGUGCAGCUCAAAUUGUUUUGUUUUUUUCAUCAACCGUUUUGUUGGCGGCAUAUUCAUGAAAGUUCUGGAAUGUAAAGCACCUCUUGCUUCCCAUUGGCUGACACAGCCAGCAAGCAAUUUUGAUAUAUUCGAUAUUUGCCAUGUUUUUAUAUUUUUCCCCUACAGUUCAGACUCCGGCCCUGGUAGUUUUUUGCGGUGUGACAAUCAAAAUGUCUUACGUUUUGACUUACUGAGUUCACCUGAAUCCAAGAAAAAAUACCAAAACCAAACAUUAGGCAUACAAAGUUGUAUUUGGACCUAGCCCUGCUUCAAAUAUGUGUUAUUUCGGCAUCCAUCUAUCUUUAGUUGUAGUGAAUACGGACAACAUAAUCUCAGAUCAGUAGCAGUCCUAUUGUGUUAUAGCAGAACUUCUGGGGGAGAAUGCACAGAGCCUGGGCCAAAUCAAGGGGCAAAGAUACACCUUUUUUCCUGUUUCAUAACCGAAAUAUUCUAUUGAAGAAAACUCAGAUUGCAGCAACAUGAUUGGUUGAUACAAAUAUAAAGUAUAUAUAUAUAUAGUAUAUAAAGUACAGAAAGUGACACGCCCGUAGUCACAGAUAUGACCUUUUCUGCCAUCAGACUUAACAUUAAUCUAAAAUCUGAUUUGAGAGACUAGGGACAAUGUAACACGACUUCCAGUAUGUUCAUAUGUGUCAAUUUAGAAAAUACAAAGAAUUAUAUUUGAAACAUACAUAUUCUGUAACUUUAAGUGGUAGGAACAUAGUUGUGCGGUGAAUAAACAUAUUCACUGCGGAAAAACCUCAGACAUGGACAGCCCAUGGCCUCAUCUCUCUGAUGUCCUCCAACCAAUUCUCCCUGAAACUCUGGUUCGGAACCCCUGUAGUGAUUUCUCACAACUGGAGGUUGUCAUGAAUACUUCAGCCUUACCCUGAACCUCAGCUUUACCCAGGCUUCACCUCACAGAGGAAUUUCUUGAGCAACUUUCAGAUUUGACCUUCCUAGUCACCAGCUCUUAGUGAGGGUCAUCAGAUUGGAUGCAGUUCAACAUUAUUAAUUUAUUUUACAUUUGAAUUACUUCCUUCAUUGAAUAAUGUAAUAGUUGCCAACCAUGCCAUUUAACAGCGCUAAACGUAACCCCCGACAGACUAUCUCAAUACAGUGUCAUUGUUAUGUAAAAAUGAGCCUUAUAUAUCAAGCACAAUCUGUUGAUGCAAUCCUUCCCAGACUUUAAGUGACUUACCUGGGAUUUAAACGGACCAUAAAGUUAAUGUUAUGUUUGUUGGUAAAGGAUAUGUAAAAAGUAUUUACGAUCGCAUAAAGUCUUUCUUGGAAUCCACUGUUGUUCUCUAUCAUCCCCAUUGGUGGUCAGUUGGGGCGGGGGGGCUGUUCAGGCAGCUUUCAGAGAAGAAACCAGCGGGGAAAUAAAUGACAGAUAAGUAGUUUGCUAAUCACUCAAAUGUUUUUCAUUAUUUUCCCUCUAUCUAAAUACUGUGAGGUUUAAUGUCAAAACUGGUCAUGUGCAAAGCCACAAUUUGUGUAAAUAUCUUAUUUUAAGUGCCUUCUUUCUUCAUUACCUUAUAUGUGCCUGGAUGGUUGUUGCCGUUUUUUUACAUUUCCAUUUAUAAUACAAUGUGAUGCAGUAGAGCAGUGGAUGGGUCUUCUGCUAGCUUUAGAGCGAGCCCUAAGGUUCACUGCUAGCCAAAUGUAUGUCCCUAGCACCGCCAUUUUUGGUAUUUUGUGGUUUGUGGUUUUUUCUGCUAGCAAGUGCAUUCUGCUCUAUUAUUCACAUCCAUUGUAGCUAGUAUUUUUUUCACAAAGGGAAGUAAUAUUAUACUUUUUUAUUUUAUUUCUCAAACAUACUUGACUGUCCUACAGAUUUACAUACACAUGACUACUGAUAAUCUUUGUAGAAACACAAUGUCGUUCUUUGGUCCAACUUUACUUUCUUUGUUAAUGUUUAUGUUUUGUCCAUCACAAUAUCACUCUGUUACAUAAGAUAUAAGGUAUUUUCAUUGAUUCAAAUAUUUUGAAGCAAAUCAUUCGUCAUUCACAGUUUCCCGCUCUAUGAAUCACAAUUGUAGAUGGAAAAAAUAAAUGUAUAUCUUCAGUGUUUAAUUAAAUGUCUUUUGUUGUUUGUUUUGUUGCUUCAUAAAAAAGGGACAAUAAUUAUAAUUAUUUGAAAAAGGCUCCUUUUUUUAACAAAUGUUCAUCAGUUAUUUGCUUUAUAUGCUAUACUCUGUAAAAAUGAUAUCUGAAAAGUGCUUUCUUUCUUUACCGUAAAAGUCUUGAUAUGUUUGUGAAACUGUUUUUGGAAGCUAUAAAGGAGUCAUGUCAUGGUUGCUGUGCUCUCCUUUUUAUUGACUUGGUUUUGUUUUGCAUAUCAAUGAUCUAAUAACUAAAGACUGAGCUAAGCCAGAGGGAAAGCCAUCAAGCUUGUUACACGGACCCAGAUCAGACGGGCAGAGGGACUGAUUUAUACCAGACUCCCAUUGCAUGCCAUUUAUAUUGUGCAGAAAAUAUGUUAUACAUUAUUAUUACUAAGUUAAUAAAGUGAGUUAGGACACCUUCUUCAAUAC
This is a messenger RNA of Gadus chalcogrammus (walleye pollock), 6422 nucleotides long. RefSeq names its product adhesion G protein-coupled receptor G6 (gene adgrg6). The coding region runs from base 1 to 3690 and encodes 1229 amino acids. The transcript is spliced from 29 exons. The record is from RefSeq and is a predicted model, not a curated record. NCBI's taxonomy places the organism in Eukaryota, Metazoa, Chordata, Actinopteri, Gadiformes, Gadidae. Gene Ontology annotation, biological process: cell surface receptor signaling pathway; heart trabecula formation; myelination in peripheral nervous system. Gene Ontology annotation, cellular component: membrane. Gene Ontology annotation, molecular function: G protein-coupled receptor activity; laminin binding.